This is a messenger RNA of Metschnikowia bicuspidata var. bicuspidata NRRL YB-4993, 1065 nucleotides long. RefSeq names its product trifunctional uridine nucleosidase/nicotinamide riboside hydrolase/nicotinic acid riboside hydrolase. Lineage: Eukaryota; Fungi; Ascomycota; Pichiomycetes; Serinales; Metschnikowiaceae. Gene Ontology annotation, molecular function: purine nucleosidase activity. Gene Ontology annotation, biological process: purine nucleoside catabolic process. The coding region runs from base 1 to 1065 and encodes 354 amino acids. The record is from RefSeq and is a predicted model, not a curated record. The transcript has a single exon. Gene Ontology annotation, cellular component: cytosol.
AUGCCGUCUGUCCCCCGCCGCUCACCCAGCGCUGUGCCCGUCUGGCUCGAUUGCGAUCCAGGAAAUGACGACGCCUUUGCCAUCUUACUAGCGGCCUUCCACCCGAGCUUCCGGCUUUGUGGCAUUUCCACGGUGCACGGGAACGUGAGCUUGCGCAAAACCACGCGCAAUGCCUUGGCGUUGCUUGAGAAAUUGCGCUUUGCCCAGGGCGAGAUCCCGGUAUACGCCGGGGAGCCGGCGCCGCUCGUGGUGCCGCCUUUGCACGCCGAGGCCAUCCACGGCAGCUACGGCAUUGGCGGCACGGAUUUGCCCGAGACCCCGGGCUUGCAAGCCAACACGGAAAUGCCGUACACCGAAGCCAUGGCCAGGGCCGUGGAGGACCACGCCGGCGAGCUCUGUAUCGUGUGCACGGGCGCCCUCACGAACCUCGUCAAGUUUAUGGCGCGGUUCCCGGGCCUCGUGCCGAAAAUCAGGCUUGUUUCCAUAAUGGGCGGAGCCUUUGACUGCGGCAACAUUUCGCCCGGCGUCGAGUUCAACAUGCGGACCGAUCCCCAUGCGGCGCAGAGGGUGUUUGCCGCCCCGGGCUUGGCCAACAAGAUCUUGCUUGCGCCGCUCAACCUCACCCACACUGCAUUGGCCACCCCGGCCGUUCGCCUGGCCAUCUACAACCCGCUGGGGAAAAACAGCUCGGCAUUGCGGAAGAUGUUUUCGCAGAUCUUGACUUUCUACAACAACGCGUACGUCAAGAAGUACGGUCUCCACCAGGGCCCGCCGAUCCACGACCCACUUGCGCUUUUCCUCCUCUUGCCGAAGCUUGCCAGCGAGGCCCCUGAGCUCCUGGAGUACGCGGAGUCAUGUGACUUCCAUUAUCUCCAGAGACACUUGGACGUCGCUACCAAGGGCGACGAAUUGGGGCGCACGACCUACGUGGACUCCAACUUGGACCCGUUGCGUGUGGAGCGAGGCGGUGUUUUUGUUGGCCAAAGUGUGAACAUCCCGUUUUUCUGGAGGCACGUGCUUGCGGCCUUGGACCUCGCCGACGCCCAGGUCCUCAGCCGGAGCUAG